This is a messenger RNA of Eimeria mitis, 483 nucleotides long. RefSeq lists its product as uncharacterized. The transcript is spliced from 6 exons. Lineage: Eukaryota; Apicomplexa; Conoidasida; Eucoccidiorida; Eimeriidae. The coding region runs from base 1 to 483 and encodes 160 amino acids. The record is from RefSeq and is a predicted model, not a curated record.
AUGUCAGAACGACGCUCACCAGUUAUGGACGUGGGCAUUCGCAUAAGGAGCGGCAAGUCGCGCCCACAGUGCACGGAAAUGUGGUGUUUCGCAGAUGGUGCGCGCGGCGGCCCUCUGGCUUGUAUAUGCACUUCCAUGGUUGCGUUACGUCAGCAUUUUGGAGCAGCGGUGACUAUUGGCCUUGCUGGGGAAACUCACGGAGAUGUAGCAGAUUCUAUCCGUCAGGCCCAUGAACGUGCGGAGGGACCGUAUGCCAGCACUACGCUGGUGGUGUUUGGAAUCGGACGUUUGCCCGCGGAGGAGCUCGGUCGAUGUCAGAACGGCGCUCACCAGUUAUGGAAGUGGGCAUUUGCACACGGAACCGCAAAUCGCGCCCACAGUGCACGGGAAUGUGGUGUUUCGCAGAUGGUGCGCGCGGCGGCCCUCUGGCUUGUAUAUGCACUUCCAUGGUUGCGUUAUGUCAGCAUUUUGGAGCAGCGGUGA